This is a messenger RNA of Zingiber officinale, 2623 nucleotides long. Its product is annotated as casein kinase 1-like protein HD16. NCBI's taxonomy places the organism in Eukaryota, Viridiplantae, Streptophyta, Magnoliopsida, Zingiberales, Zingiberaceae. The transcript has 16 exons. Gene Ontology annotation, biological process: signal transduction; endocytosis; peptidyl-serine phosphorylation. Gene Ontology annotation, molecular function: protein serine/threonine kinase activity; ATP binding. Gene Ontology annotation, cellular component: cytoplasm; nucleus. The record is from RefSeq and is a predicted model, not a curated record. Bases 262 to 2325 code for a protein of 687 amino acids.
GACACGACCACAGCUCGUCGACUCUCUCUCUCCAUCGCAUCAUCGAUAAUAUCAAAAUCUUCCUAUCAAAACCUUUCCAAACCCUAGCUCCGAUCAUUCUCGAGAACGGCAUCCGUUCCCCUCUCAUCUAGCCGAUUCCACUCCGGCGAGAUCGAUCGGUUUCUCGCUUCCGAUCUCCAGUUGGCCUGGUUUCACACUCUGGAGGCACGGUCGAAUCGCGCUGCGAAAUUGCGGUUUUGAGGCAUGGGGUUGGGUCGGUGAAUGAUGCCGGAGCUGCGUAGCGGAGUGCGCAGGGGCCGGGCGCAGGCGAAACCAGUGAUUCAGGCUGAGAAGCCGAAGACAAGGCGGAGGCGGACGGCGAGGAAUCAGCAGCCAGUGGGCGAGAAUCCGCCGCCGCCGAGGAGGCCUGCUGAGCGUGCGGAGGAGGUCGGUUUAGAGGAAGGUCGCGGCGAGGUUGGUGGAUUGGCCGGGGAGGAGAACGAGGAAGGGGUCGGGGAAAGGAAGAUGAAUGAUCACGAUAGUGGGGCAAAGAGUGCGGAUAAAAUCGCUGGCGGGGAGGACGAGGGGAACGCUGCGCCUCUCCCAGAAAAGGUACAAGUCAGCAAUUCACCACUGUACAAAGUUGAAAGGAAACUAGGAAAAGGUGGAUUUGGACAAGUUUAUGUUGGACGUCGAAUUUCGCCUGCCAACACCAAUGAUAGGACCACUGGUUCUAAUGCUGUAGAGAUAGCACUAAAGUUUGAGCACAGGACCAGCAAAGGUUGUAAUUAUGGUCCACCUUAUGAAUGGCAAGUGUACAACACUCUUGGUGGUAUUCAUGGGGUACCAAAAGUCCAUUACAAGGGUCGGCAAGGGGAUUAUUAUGUCAUGAUUAUGGAUAUGCUGGGACCAAGCCUGUGGGAUGUAUGGAAUAACAACUCACACACAAUGUCUGUGGAAAUGGUCGCAUGUAUUGCAAUCGAAGCAAUCUCCAUAUUGGAGAAGAUGCAUUCAAAAGGUUAUGUGCAUGGGGAUGUGAAGCCUGAAAAUUUUUUACUCGGACCUCCUGGGACUUCUGAAGAAAAGAAAUUGUUUCUUGUUGAUCUUGGCUUAGCCACUAAAUGGAAGGAUAGUUCAACAAAUUCACAUGUUGAAUAUGAUCAACGGCCAGAUGUUUUCAGGGGGACUGUGCGCUAUGCUAGUGCUCAUGCUCACCUUGGGAGGACAGCAAGCAGAAGAGAUGAUUUAGAAUCCCUUGCUUAUACACUUGUCUUUCUUCUCCGUGGUCGUCUACCUUGGCAAGGCUAUCAGGGUGAAAAUAAAGGUUUCCUUGUCUGCAAAAAGAAGAUGGCUACAUCUCCAGAGUCUCUUUGUUGCUUUUUCCCACAACCUUUCAAGCAGUUCGUUGAGUAUGUGGUUAACUUGAAGUUUGAUGAAGAACCUAACUAUGCAAAGUGCAUCUCUCUUUUUGAUGGCAUAGUAGGUCCUAAUCCAGAUAUUAGGCCAAUUAACACUGAUGGAGCUCAAAAGCUUAUAUAUCAGGUAGGCCAAAAAAGAGGUCGUCUAAUGAUGGAAGAAGAAGUUGAUGAACAGCCCAAAAAGAAGAUUAGAAUGGGGUUGCCUGCAAAUCAAUGGAUUAGUGUUUAUAAUGCACGACGACCUAUGAAACAAAGGUACCAUUAUAAUGUUGCUGAUAUGAGGCUUGCACAACAUAUCGAGAAGGGGAAUGAAGAUGGUUUAUUCAUCAGUUGUGUGGCUUCUUCUAACAAUCUUUGGGCCCUGAUCAUGGAUGCAGGCACUGGCUUCACUGCUCAGGUUUAUGAGCUAUCUACAAACUUUCUUCACAAGGAAUGGAUAAUGGAACAAUGGGAGAAAAAUUAUUAUAUUAGCGCACUAGCAGGGACAAACAAUGGCAGCUCCUUGGUGGUUAUGUCCAAAGGUACUCUAUAUGCGCAGCAAUCAUACAAAGUGAGUGAGUCAUUUCCUUUCAAGUGGAUACAUAAAAAGUGGAGGGAAGGUUUUUAUGUUACUGCAAUGGCAACUGCUGGCAAUAGGUGGGCUGUCGUUAUGUCUCGUAAUGCUGGUUUCUCUGAUCAGGUUAUUGAACUCGACUUCCUUUACCCUAGCGAGGGUAUUCAUCGAAGAUGGGAUAGUGGUUAUCGCAUAACAGCAGCUGCUGCAACAGGUGACCAGGCUGCCUUGGUGCUUAGUAUACCUAGAAGGAAACUACCAGAUGAGACACAAGAGACUCUUAGAACAUCUGCUUUUCCAAGUCAACAUGUGAAGGAGAAAUGGGCAAAAAAUCUAUAUAUUGCAUCUAUUUGUUUUGGCCGAACCGUCUCAUGAAGUUGCUGACCUCCACCAGAACCGUCAAGAACUUUUUUGGCAAAUUGCAACACCAUUGGCGGUUAGGAUUAUCUUGUUAAGGCACCUUUCAUUGCUAUUAAUGUGGGAAACGAACUUACUGGUGCCAUUCUAUCAAGUUUCGAAGAUGCUUUGCGUGUGCUAUCAAAAUAUAUUUGGUCUUCGGCAUCUUCAGUAAAUUUAAGCCUGUAUAGUUACUAAUAUUUAGAUUGAGACUGCUUAUUUUUGCAGAAAGUUAACCAUCUAGUGGAUGCAAUCAUUUACUAGGACUGCUGUUUAA